AUAGAUAUUAAAGAAAAAGAAAAAAAAAAAAAAAGCUAUUUCAAAACAAAACCCGAAAUACUAUACACCUAUACAAUGAUUAUGGAAUUUGUAUACAAAGCCAACAAGAUAUAACAAAUUCCAUAAUCAUUGUAUACAAGAAUCGAUAGACCCUUGUGUCAUCCACAGUUUACCAAUAAUGCCUUAUCUUGGGAUCAAACGUCAUCACUCGGCCUGGAAAUCCUGCAGCUCUUGCUAUGGUGAUACUUCUUGUGUAAAGACGUUAUCAUCAUCUUGCCCUCUAUCUUGUAAGAUACUAAACAACAUCACUCCUCUGUUUUCUUUUCUGAAAUGUUCUUAUGUUUUGUGUUCUCAUGUCACACAUGUUGGAAAAGGUCUGGUACGUGAUAAACAACCACUAUUUGUUUUCUACUCUGGUCGCAUCUACGUUAUCGAUAAAAAACCAAACUCGAGGGAACCAUCGACACGCGAAGUAGUGGACAAUGCAGAGGUUUUGGAGAAGAUGGGAUUGCCUUUACCCGCAUCAACCCCGGCCCAUUGCUUAGCCUCCGAAGACAUUCUUGUGUCUUGUCGUGGAGACGAGGAUGGAAACGCAAGAGUUAGUGAUUUUCUCUUACUUGAUUCAGAGUUUAACAUCAAAGGAAGACUGUUGAACGUUGAGAUUGCAAAAUCGCUUCCUCAGAAACCAUCUUCAUCCUCACUACCAAUGAGCUUGCAGCAGCUAGAGCUGCAGAGAGAUAAGUAGGAAACUGAGACCUGAUAUGGAAUUGGUAACGAACUAACGAUGAAGAAGAAGAAGCUGAUUAAAACUUCUAGGACAUAUGGCUUGUUCCUUUCUCUCUUUGAUAACAUUGUUUUUUUUUGAAAGCUGAGUCACCUCUCUUGUAGAGAAUAUUCAAAGCUUUAGUAUCUAG
This is a messenger RNA of Arabidopsis lyrata subsp. lyrata, 914 nucleotides long. Its product is annotated as selenium-binding protein 3. The transcript is spliced from 2 exons. NCBI's taxonomy places the organism in Eukaryota, Viridiplantae, Streptophyta, Magnoliopsida, Brassicales, Brassicaceae. The coding region runs from base 179 to 745 and encodes 188 amino acids. Gene Ontology annotation, molecular function: selenium binding. The record is from RefSeq and is a predicted model, not a curated record.